Molecule: messenger RNA, 1868 nt
Organism: Cyprinus carpio (common carp)
Lineage: Eukaryota; Metazoa; Chordata; Actinopteri; Cypriniformes; Cyprinidae
Product: ankyrin repeat domain-containing protein SOWAHA-like
Molecular function (GO): protein binding
Source: RefSeq, a predicted model, not a curated record
AUAAAUCACGAAGAGAUGCGGACGAAAUGCACACUUACAAAACUUUUCUGUCUCUGGGGACAAUGCGCUGCGCGUGAACUCCGCUACCCUCCGCCGUGCACGCGCAUCCGCAUCCUUUAUUCGCCGCGCGUUCACGUGCUGGUCUCGGAUAAAGAGGGAGGCACGCGGAUUUCAGAGGAUAACCGGAAACAGCAGGUUGUUGUCGAAACAUCUCACGCAACUAAUAAAGAAAAACAACAGCAACAAAGCGGCAGGGACAUGGCUUUGACUCAGGACCUGAUCCUGACGUUUUUACUGGAGCGCGGGGGGAAAGUGAAGAACUCGGAGCUCGUGAGCAACUUCAAAGGACUUAUAAACUCCAGCGACCCCGCGGAAAAGAAACAGAACCGAGAGCUGUUCAAACGCCUGGUCAACAGCGUCGCCGUGGUCAGACAAGUCGAGGAUGUGAAGUACGUGGCUGUGAAGAAGAAGUACCAGAGAGAAAACACCAGCUUCACCGAAUCUUCCUGCGAAACACAGAGUGUGGAUGCUCUUAAUAACAAUCACUGCCACUGCCCCCCGCAAACUGUGCGCAAUAGCAGUAUAAGUGACUAUGGUGCUGAGUUUGUUCAUCCUGGAAGACCAUCUGACUGCAAUGCAACCACAGCAAGAGUGCUCAGCGUGACAAGCGAUGCUAGAAGUGGCGAAACAGGGGCUGUUUUUGCUCUUGUGGCCAUAAAAUCUCCAGCAUAUGAGCUGCGGCGUGAGGAAAAGGGGAUAAGAAGCCUAAAAACACUAGAAGGCGAUGCUGAACCACUUCUUGCAACCGUGGAGAGAACUGUGAAAGUCAAAGCGUAUCAGAGAUGUGUUGCUGGAGAAGGUUUUGCGCAGGUGAAAUGGUGUCACAAGCUCACCAAACCUGCUAAAGACUCGGAUGGAGUGCCUCUGGGAUCGAUGGAGCAUGAGUGGCUUGUGAAAGCAGCAACGGGAAGCUGGCAUCAGAUCUGCGGCCUCCUGCUGCAAGACCCUCGGCUGGCGGAGAAGCCGAACUUCAUGUCUGGAUUCACGAUCCUGCAUUGGGCUGCCAAAAGCGGAAACUGUGAAAUGGUGUGUAAAGUCAUUGAUGUUUCCAGACAGAGAGGCGCAGGGGUCGAUGUGAAUGCCAAGUCUUACGACGGAUACACAGCGCUCCACAUAGCCGCCAUUCACAGCCGUGAACGUGUGUUAUCACUGCUGGUGUGUGAAUAUGGUGCCAACACUAACAUACGGGAUAACAGUGGCAAAAAACCCUACCGUUAUCUCAGUCCAGACGUGUCCACUGAAAUCAGAAAGAUGCUCGGAGACCCUCACAGCCUGCAGAAGGAUGCACAGAAUCUCUCAGACCUCCCUAAAGGAUUCAACACCCUCAGUAAACUAUUCCAGCCCCACGUCGCUGGACAUAAAAAGAAAUACAGACGUCGACCGAGCUUCCACUUCAUCAGAGAUGAUCGUGAAGACCCCAGAAAGAGCGUCGCACUUAAUCGCAAACUGUUACAGUAAUAUCCCAGCUGAGAGAUAACACACAGACUUGUAUUACUAGUUUAAUAUAAUGUGUUAUUAAUUUAAUCUGUGAUUGUACAGUAACAGCCUUGCAUCUACUGAUUAUUAUAUUUAAGUUAAUAAGUAACAAGUUAACACAGCUGAAAGGCUGAAGAACUUGUCCAGAAAUAAAAUUGACUUGUGUAUUUUUCCUCAAAACAAAUUUUCCUCAAAAAUUCUCAUGCCGUAAAUGCAAAACGAACAAACAAAUUACUUUACAGGAAUAGUUUGCACAAAAAUGUAUUAAAAUGUAAACAUUUAAUACUGUUUUAAUAAUUUAAUACACUUAAAAUGUGCUCCGACUCAUCAGA